Drosophila melanogaster (fruit fly) is the source of this 418-nucleotide messenger RNA. RefSeq lists its product as uncharacterized. NCBI's taxonomy places the organism in Eukaryota, Metazoa, Arthropoda, Insecta, Diptera, Drosophilidae. The transcript is spliced from 2 exons. The record is from RefSeq and is marked reviewed. The coding region runs from base 58 to 375 and encodes 105 amino acids. Gene Ontology annotation, cellular component: endoplasmic reticulum membrane; membrane. Gene Ontology annotation, biological process: protein transport; protein targeting; intracellular protein transport. Gene Ontology annotation, molecular function: transmembrane protein transporter activity.
AUUUGUUUUGCGCAAAACAAGCGACUGAUAUACUCAGAUAUUCGAACGAAUCAAAAGAUGGAGCAACUACUUUCUCGUCGCCGCAGAUACAGGGCCAAAUGUGCCAAGAGGAGUGUCCGCAAAUUCUUACCCGAUUUGAAGUGCAAGUCUGUGGAACGCAUUAAAUGCCAGAUUAAGGAUCUGCUGAUCUUAAUGGUUCCGUCCAAGGAUUUCUAUAAGAACUCGUUGCGGUUCUACAAGCGCUGCACAAAACCAGAUCGUCGGGAGUUCCAGCGUAUCAGCAUUGGCAUUGGCGUAGGAUUCCUUAUCAUGGGCUUGAUUGGAUUCGUCGUUAAGCUGAUGCACAUACCCAUAGUCAACAUCAUCAUGGACUGAGGGCUAAAACUCGAGUGGAAAUAAAGGUUCAAUUCCGCUUCUU